UUAACGGAGACAGCCGACCGCCGCGGAGUUGAAUUUCACAGCCGUGGCGGGAGGAGUCAGGGGCUCGUGGAGAAGAAAGGCAGGCUUCUCACGACAGAUCGUCGCUGUUGUCGCGGGUCGACCUACAGUUCUGUAUACGCGCCUCUCUCCGCAGGUGAAGCUGACCCCACGUGUCCGGUCUGUGCAGCUGUUCUCCACGCGAACAUGAAGCCCGCUCACCUGUUCCUCGCGCCCCGGGUCCUGCUGCUGAUGCAGAUUCUGGCUGCUCUGGUCACAGCAGGUCUGGCCCAGUCUGUUAGCAGUGUGGUGGUGGCCACGUACAACAUCAGCGCCCCCGCAGGCUCUGAGGCGGUACUGCAGUGCCACAGCCAGCGCAUGGUGUGGACCCAGGACCGGCUGAAUGAUCGGCAGCGUGUGGUCCACUGGGACCUGUUCCGCUCCACCCCGGAGUACGCCAUGGAGCGGGUUCUAGACAUGUUCUCCGCCGGGGACCAGCGCAUAUACAACGGCUACAACAAGGGCCGCGUCAGCAUGCCCAAGACCGCCUUCAGCGACGGGAACUUCUCCUUGGUUAUCAAGGGUGUGGUCCAGAGUGAUAGAGGACUCUACACCUGUAACCUCCACCAUCACUACUGCCACCUGUAUGAGUCUAUCAAAGUCCAGCUCAACGUCACCAAAUCAGCGCGUAAGGAGCGUAAGUUCUGGGACGGUGAGAAGGCCGUGUUCGUGGUCCUGGCGGGUUCCACCGCGGUCCUGCCGUGCGUGAACCGGCGGAGCAUCUGGACGGAGGGCGGCAGCGAGGAGCAGCAGCAGGUGGUGCACUGGGACCGGCAGUCCCCCGGUGUGCGGCACGACCACGCCGACCGGCUGGUGGACCUGUACGCGUCCGGCGAGCAGCGCCACUACGGUCCGCAGUUCCUCCGCGGGCGCAUGAACAUCACGGCCGAGGCCUUCUCCCGCGGCGACUUCUCCCUCACCGUGGCGCGCCUCACGCCCGCCGACCAGGGCCUCUACUCCUGCCACCUCCACCACCACUACUGCGGCCUCCACGAGAGGCGCGUCUUCAGCCUCACCGUCACACAAGCACACACACACACUCACUCACACACGCAGAAGCCAGCAGCCAGCAGCCCGCCACAAGCCCUGCCCAACGACGACCCCAACUCUGGAGUAGGGGACGCUCCGCGGGUCAUCAACGUCAUCCUGCCGGACCAGCGAGCUCACUUCCUGCAGCAGCUGGGCUACAUCCUGGCAACGCUGCUGCUGCUGGCGCUCGUGCUCCUCGCCAUCAUCCUCAUCACGCGCCGGGGCAAGAGUCAAGUGGUGGAGUAUGACCCUCGCAAGAUGGAGAGAAAUCACAUGACCACUAAUGGCCUUGAGAUGGUUGCCACGGAGAUGAAGAGCCAUCAGGAGGAUCCCAAACUAGACUACAAGAACAACCUGCUGAAGGAGAAGGCAGUGCUGACCAACAUGUGUUCCCCAAAGGCCAUCGACCUGGACAAAGAGAUGGCGAAGGCGUGCUCUUACUGAGGGGCGUGUGGAGUGCUGCUGGCUGGUCCAGGGGCAGGCGCGCAGAGGCAAUGGCGUGAUGUACAGCAGACGAGAGGAGGAGAGGAGAGUGGAGGGGGAGAGGAGGAGAGGAGAGUGAGGAGAGCGGAGGAGAGCGGAGGAGAGUGAGGGGUCUCUUGUCUUUGCGGGGGUUUGUGGGAUCUCUUCAUUUCCUCCCUGCAGGAGAGGGUGUCUGUGGGGGGUGCUGUACUGCGUUGCGCUGCCCCUGGUGGCCUGGAGUCUUUCCACCUACGGUUAGCUGCCUUUUCUCCCCCAGCCAGAGUAUAGAGAGACCUGGGCCUCACUGUUUGGCCUAGGGGUAGGAAGGCAGGCUCAGGCUGCAUCACUGCGGUACCAAGUAUCUGGAAACAGGAGCCCUAGGUAACCGAACCAAUGAGCUAUCAGUGCUAACACAUAACUCACACAGACCCCAUAGCUAUCAGCGCUAACACAUAACUCACACAGACCCCAUAGCUAUCAGCGCUAACACAUAACUCACACAGACCCCAUAGCUAUCAGCGCUAAGACAUAACUCACACAGACCCCAUAGCUAUCAGCGCUCAUACAUUCACACAGACCCCAUAGCUAUCAGCGCUAACACAUAACUCUCACAGACCCCAUAGCUAUCAGCGCUUAUACAUAACUCACACAGACCCCAUAGCUAUCAGCGCUAACACAUAACUCACACAGACCCCAUAGCUAUCAGCGCUAACACAUUACUCACACAGACCCCAUAGCUAUCAGCGCUAACACAUAACUCACACAGACCCCAUAGCUAUCAGCGCCAACACAUAACUCACACAGACCCCAUAGCUAUCAGCGCUAACACAUAACUCACACAGACCCCAUAGCUAUCAGCGCUAAUACACUCACACAGACCCCAUAGCUAUCAACGCUAACACAUAACUCACACAGACUCCAUAACUAUCAGCACUAAUACAUAACUCACACAGACCCCAUAGCUAUCAGCACUAACACAACACUUAUACAGACCUCACAGCUAUCAAUGCCAACAUUAAAAACAUUUACUACAGAGCCCCUGACCUAUCAAUGCUAACACUAAGUACAUUUACUACAGAGCCCCUAAGCUAUCAACGCUAUGACAGAGAACUUGACCACAUUUCCAGUCUCCAUUUAAAAUGCUUCCAGCAGCCGGCAGAUGUAGUCUGUGCCAUCAAACACUUCUCAUUUAGUCAUCUAGCUGGAGAUAUAUGGUACAUGUGAAUGUUUUUAAAUAAUUAUUUGCAGAUGUAGUCUAUUAAUUAUGGCCUUAUGUGUCACAGCUUGCUGCUGUAGUGCAUUACAAUCAAAUUAAUAGUCAUUAUAUAUUUUCCUGAGAUUUGAAUAUUUUUCUCUCAAUGGCCAUGUGAAGAACCUUUACAGAGUGUAUCUUAAAACGUAAUUGUAUAUUUCCAACACUAUUUUGAUUGCUACAUAGCUUGUGCAACUGUAGACAAUGGUAGAUGUGUUAAGUGUCCUUAAAGGUGAGUGAUUUAGACCAGGGCCCCACCCCUAGGCCUUCAGCAGGUAGCAGCCUCCCCCACAGUGCCUUCACCCCUAGGCCCCACCCCCCUUGGUCCCACCCCCUAUGGGCCCCAUCCCUACGGGGCCCCACCCCCACAGAGCCCCACCCCUCAGGCCUUCACCUUCACUUGUGUCGUGUGCUUCACGAGUAUUCUUCACAUGUCCCAUAUCAGUCAUCAGUACAGUUCCUCCAUUUUUGGAAGCACAGAUCAAAUACAAAAGCAAACUACAAGUACACAGAUUCAUACCGAUAACAGAUUUAUAUCAAUGUUCUAUAGAUUCAUACCAAUAUUCUAUAGAUUCAUACCAAUGUUCUAUAGAUUCAUCCCAAUAUUCUAUAGAUUCAUCCCAAUAUUCUAUAGAUUCAUACCAAUAACAGAUUCAUCCCAAUAUUCUAUAGAUUCAUCCCAAUAUUCUAUAGAUUCAUACCAAUAUUCUAUAGAUUCAUACCAAUAUUCUAUAGAUUCAUACCAAGAACAGUUUGUUGAAACAUUCUCAUUUGUGCUUGGGUCUCCUGUAGUGGAGUCUGUAGUCCUUCAGCAUACAGUGGCAGAGUUGAGAGACCCCCCCACCCCGCUCUAAACCCCCCCGCUCUGUCCCCUCCAUGAGGUGGUGUGUGUCUUUAUUUCAUGACAUUCGGUUGGGUCUGGCCAGUGAGUUAACCCAAGUUUACUCUCAUUUUAACUCAGAUUUUUACUCUGGACUGUAAGUGUAUUUUCUCUGCUGUUGUGCCUUUUGAUGUGUUUUUGUCUCGUAUCUUUGCCAUGUUAUGUACUCUCUCAUACACACACACACACACACACACACACGUAUACACACACGCAUCUUUGCCAUGUUAUGUAUUCCCUCACACUCCCCUGCAGCACAGUGGCUGAUCACUCACAUGUAGGUCAUCAUCUGCGGAGCCAUCUGAGCUCCGAUGUACAACACAUACACAUAUGCACACAUACACACACACACACACAUACACAUAUGCACACACACACACACACACACACAUACAUACACACACACACACACACACACACACACAUACACACACACACACAUACGCACAUACACAUAGACUCACUUACAUCUCACGGUACAUACACAUAAUCACACACACACACACACACAUACGCACACACACACCCUCUGUAUGCAAAGGAAGUAAGUAGAGGGAUUGACUGGCCAGCUCAGCUCAAGCCUUGAGCGCACAGAAUGAGGAGAUGGUCCACACACACACACACACACACACAUAUGCAUACGCACACACACACACACACACACACACACACACACACACACACACACACACACACACACACACAAGCCUCUCCACUGAUAGGGGACAUACAUGGAAUGUAUGGGCUUAGGUGCGUACAUCUGUUUCAUUUAUCAGCUUGCCGCCUUAUAAAGAGAAUAGGACUGAUUCCUGUGGUUUGAUUGCAUUGGAAUGUGUAACCAAAAUCAGAUUAUUCAAACAUGUAUUAAUAAACUGCUGAAUUGUUCUA
Clupea harengus (Atlantic herring) is the source of this 4568-nucleotide messenger RNA. RefSeq names its product matrix-remodelling associated 8a (gene mxra8a). The record is from RefSeq and is a predicted model, not a curated record. Gene Ontology annotation, cellular component: cell surface; membrane. Gene Ontology annotation, biological process: cell differentiation; cell adhesion. Lineage: Eukaryota; Metazoa; Chordata; Actinopteri; Clupeiformes; Clupeidae.